Physella acuta is the source of this 785-nucleotide messenger RNA. Its product is annotated as neurogenic locus notch homolog protein 1-like. The record is from RefSeq and is a predicted model, not a curated record. Lineage: Eukaryota; Metazoa; Mollusca; Gastropoda; Physidae.
GACGUCACAGCUUGUGGCAACAGGAUCUGUAGGUUGGAUGGCUGCUGACGUUACUAUAUAAACAACUGUUGAUAGCUCGGUACAGAAUUAUCGUGGGAACAGAUUAGCUAAACACAGAACUAUUGUGUGAACAGACGUGGCUAAGCACAGAACUAUUGCACCAACAGACUAAUUUCGAUUACUCCCCUUGAGCCUCCAGUUACCUCCCUCAAGAAGAAAUGCUGAAGUUGACCCUACAGACGACCUUGAUCCUGUGUCUGACCUUGACCCUGCAGGCCUACACUGUGGAUCGUGACGCAACCAAUGACGUGGUUGACCCUCAGACCUUUGAUGCUAUCCUCGCUCAGACUGGAACUGUGGGGGAGACGCAGGUCUAUGAACCUCUACCAAGCGAGUGGCAUUGCAAAAAUAGGGAGCACAUUCGAUGCCGAGAUAUCAGUUACUGCCCGGAGGCCCUGAGCUGUGAGUGCGAGCCUGGUUGGAGCGGGUUGUUCUGUACCGAACCCUGCAACCUGCCCUGUGUCAAUGGCGUGUGUCUAGUCUACGCCGGCAGGUCCUACUGUAACUGUCAACAACCGUGGAGCGGUCAGUUCUGUCAGUACCUGUCUACAGGCAGGUCUAAUUAAUCUGCAAGACCAAGACAAGAAAUUCUACACACACACACACACACACACACACACACACACACACACGCACACACACACACACUCACCCAUACACACCCACUCACACACACACUUUUGUAUUUGCUGUAAAUUUGAAUCAUAAAGCUAUCAAUAACUAAA